Molecule: messenger RNA, 1633 nt
Organism: Sipha flava (yellow sugarcane aphid)
Lineage: Eukaryota; Metazoa; Arthropoda; Insecta; Hemiptera; Aphididae
Gene: Ppt2
Product: palmitoyl-protein thioesterase 3
Exons: 6
Coding region: 282-1388 (368 amino acids)
Cellular component (GO): lysosome
Molecular function (GO): thiolester hydrolase activity
Source: RefSeq, a predicted model, not a curated record
UAAGGAUUGAUAACGCGUGCUAAGCCCAAACGCUAAUUAUGCAUUAUUUGCAAGAUCGACGUGCAAUGUCCUUGUCACGCAGUUAAUAGUGUUUCAAUCGUCACAUUCAUUGUUCGUCGCGCAUUGAUUUUAUAUCGUCAGCUUCGUACUGUCGUUCCGGUUAAUAUGCAACAGUUUGACCACAAACAGUGACGGUGACAGUUUAGAAGAGUGUACGAACGGUGACGACUACAACGACGUGCCCUGACUGACUUCCUGUUGCUAAUAGUUACAGUUGCACGAUGAGCACAUUGUUUGAUCGCAACGAUACAACACUGUCCAUACCGUCGUACCGGCCAGUCAUCAUAGUGCAUGGUUUGAUGACGGGAGAUGUAAGCACAAUGGAACAUUUGGCCGCUCGAAUUACUGAGCUACACCCAGGCACCAAAACAUAUGUCAUAAACAGAUUCUGUGGCUUGGCUAGUUUGGAACCACUGUGGCGGCAAACAAGGCUAUUAGCUGAUGAUUUAUUACAAAUAUGUUCAUUGCAUCCAGAAGGUGUUCAUAUUAUAGGAUAUUCCCAAGGUGGACUCAUUUCCAGAGGCAUGAUUGAAAUGUAUGGUGCUAUCCACAAUGUCAAGACAUUUGUGUCACUUAGCUCACCACAAGGAGGCCAAUUUGGAGCUGAAUGUUUUACAAAAAUGUUUCCAGCGCUCACUGCGCGUACAGCAUAUGAAGUGUUUUACACACGAAUAGGUCAACGUGCUCUGUCAGUCGCCAACUAUUGGUAUGAUCCUCGGCAUCGAGAUCUAUACCUUAAAUACAGUGUGUAUUUAGCAGUUAUUGAUAAUGUCAAAGAAGAAAUUUCCAAAAGUGAUUGUCAACAAAAUACCGAAAUCAAUGAUGAAACAGUAGAAGAAAUAGAAAAGCGUGUUGCUGCUACAUUAGCUGAAGUCUCUGCUGCCACUUUGAAAGUAGCCGAAGGUCAUAAUGAAGAAGACAAUCAUAUAAAUAAUGUUACUACAGCUGAUGCUGAUGUAGCGGAUGUUUCAACUAAUGAUACUAAUAAGGAUGGCAAUAAUACGGAUGGUGACUUGAAUAGUAAUGCUGGUACAAGGAAACUGGGACUUAUACGUCUUCAAAAAUUGGUGCUUAUUGGUGGACCAGACGAUGGGGUUAUAUCGCCAUGGCAAUCAAGUCAAUUUGCUAUAUUGGAUAGCAAUGGUGAAUUGGUACCAAUGCGAGAUCGACGACAAAAUGACAUAUAUAGUGAUGAAGACCCAAUAGGACUACGAGAGCUUGACUUGACCAACCGGUUGAUAGAAUAUACAGUACCAGGAGUUGGUCACCAUGAAUGGCAUUGCAAUGAAAAAAUAUUACAAGAGUGUAUAAUUAAUUGGUUAGAUUAACACAUAAACAAGUACAGUGUUGACUAGUAAAAUAUUAAUCAACCACAGUAAUAACGGAUUUUAUAAUAAUCAUUAUUUUUGGUGGAAUAUUUUUGUAAACAUGUGUAACGGUUACUGAAGUAUUUAGUAUACAAUCUUCCAAAAUAAGUUCUAAAAACCAAUGUGUCUAUCACUUCAAUUUUUUUUUUUUUAUUAAAUUAUACAAUAUAUAAAUACUAGUAGACUGAACAUAUAAAAUGAUUCAU